This is a messenger RNA of Myotis brandtii (Brandt's bat), 2571 nucleotides long. It is a transcript of the gene CCNYL1, whose product is annotated as cyclin Y-like 1. Bases 1 to 933 code for a protein of 310 amino acids. The transcript is spliced from 10 exons. Gene Ontology annotation, molecular function: cyclin-dependent protein serine/threonine kinase activator activity; protein kinase binding. Gene Ontology annotation, biological process: regulation of cyclin-dependent protein serine/threonine kinase activity; regulation of canonical Wnt signaling pathway. Gene Ontology annotation, cellular component: plasma membrane. Lineage: Eukaryota; Metazoa; Chordata; Mammalia; Chiroptera; Vespertilionidae. The record is from RefSeq and is a predicted model, not a curated record.
AUGCCUCAUAUAGAGGGACUUGCAGAGAAACUGGUAAGAGAGCAGCAUGUCUUUUUCUCUUCUUUUUAUACAGAGUUAGCUUUGGAAUCAAACCCUUCUGACCAUCCAAGGGCAAGCACAAUUUUCUUGAAUAAAUCUCAAACGGAUGUGCGAGAAAAGAAGAAGAACAACUAUGUAAACCAUGUAUCUCCAGGGCACCUUACUAAAAAAUAUAGCUCAUGCUCAACUAUAUUUCUAGAUGACAGCACAGUCAGCCAGCCUAAUCUUAGAACCACAGUACAAUGUGUGACGUUAGCAAUAUAUUACCACAUAAAGAACAGAGAUGCAAAUAGAUCCUUGGAUAUUUUCGAUGAGAGAUCACAUCCACUCACACGAGAAACAGUUCCGGAGGAAUAUUUUAGGCAUGAUCCUGAACACAAAUUUAUUUACAGAUUUGUUCGGACCCUCUUCAGUGCUGCACAGCUAACAGCUGAAUGUGCGAUAGUGACUUUGGUUUACUUAGAAAGACUUUUAACUUAUGCCGAGAUCGACAUUUGUCCCACAAACUGGAAGAGAAUUGUUUUGGGAGCUGUUCUUCUUGCCUCCAAGGUUUGGGAUGACCAGGCUGUAUGGAAUGUGGACUACUGCCAGAUCCUCAAGGACAUUACCGUUGAGGACAUGAAUGAGAUGGAAAGGCAUUUUUUAGAGCUACUUCAGUUUAAUAUUAAUGUUCCUGCCAGUGUUUAUGCCAAAUACUACUUUGACCUUCGCUCCUUAGCUGAUGACAACGACCUGCCUUUUGUAUUUGCUCCUCUUAGCAGAGAAAGAGCCCAGAAUCUAGAGGCUAUUUCCAGAUUGUGCGAAGACAAAGACCUGUGCAGAGCUGCUCUGAGAAGGUCUCUUAGUGCUGAUAAUUUUAUUGGUGUUCAGCGCUCUAAAGCCAUCCUCUCUUAAGGGAGAAGUGAGGGGUGGUAAUAUCGUGAGCCCCUCCCUCAUCUACAAGGACUGGAGAAAUAGCACCUCUCCUGCUCAAAAACCAGCGAAGUUAGUAUUUUCACCUAAGACAGACGUCAAGUUGAAGAGACUCGUGGGCAGCAAGGACUAUGCUCAUAGAAAGAAUGGGACCUUGUCAGUGCAACACACUCUGUCCUUUAGUUACAAAAAACACUCAAAAGCUAAAGCUCCCAACCCACACAGAUAUUUGCUUACAAUGUAGGCUGAUAGCUGUGAACUCUAUGUGAAGUUUUUUUUUUUAAUUCAUGUUUAAAUUUUGAGGCUUGAAAGGCACUAACUAUAUAAUUUAUAUGUCUUUCCUACUUUUCUGAAUCGCCCCCUCCAAAAAAGGAAUAAACCUUCCCAAUAUUGCUACAUAUUCCUUUACAAUCAGUGCAGUAUUACCAUUAAAACAUGGGACGCCUAACAACUCACAAAGCCACUUAGGAACAGACUGUAGCAUUGUUAGGUAUUAAAGGAUUCUUCAUAUUACAUGGUGGAAAUUGCUAGUCAUUAUUGGCAAACAGUUUAAAUCAAAAAGCUGCUGAAUAACACUUCUCAUUCAAAUUCUUUGCAAGUAGUACUUAUUAACACAGUAGCAUGUUUGGGAUAAGAGAAAGUGUCAGUAUUGAUUAUCUAUUUAGACUGGGUCCAUGCUGCAUAUCUUAAGAACUAUAAUGGGAUUUUAAAACAACUAUAAUGAUUCUUCUCAUUUUCUGAUGAUUUUCUUUGUUAAAUAAAUGUAUCAAAAGAUAUUUUCAUAAUUCCAACCAACAUGGUGGUCCAGUGAUAAUAAGCAGAUAAUGAAAUAGGUGUUCCCCAAGUGCAAUUCUAAGCUUAGAUAAUAGUGUGCUUGGGCCCUCCAGGGCACUCCUAUGGAAGUAUAAAUGCUACAGACUUUAAUUUGAAAGUUUAAAUUUCUCAUUUAGUUUUUUGGUUUUUUUCACCAAUAAGUUUAUUUUCAUUUUUAUAUAAAAAAAAUAUAGGAAGCAGGAAGACAAGAAUUGUUAGGGCUAUUCCAUAAAAUCAGCAGAGGUGUAUAUUUGUUCUGUACUUCUGCUCUACCCUCCUUAAUACCCAUUCUCAAAAUUCCCAUAAAACUGCCAGAGCUGCAGAUUAAAUGUCCACAUUGUAGACAGAGGGGAAAAAAUAGAGACAAAAAGAUUUCUACAAUAUCCUGCUUAUUUAGUUUAGCGAAUUAUGAAAUGACAAAAGAUUGGCUGAAACCAAAAAGUUUAUUUAAAUUUUAAUUUUUUGGUUCAGCCUAUCUUUGCCAUCUUUUAGAGGGGAUUGAAACAAAAAAUUAAAAGCUUAAUAUUUAAAAUACACAAAACUAAGUUUAAGAGACAUUUAAACUUUCAAAUGUGUUGUAAGGCUGUAGCAUUUAUACUACAAGUACCACCGCUUAAAACUGCACUAACACUGUAGGAGAUAACUUGUGUCUUCAUAGGAAUGCCCUCCUCUUUAAAAGAAAUCUUUGCAGAUCUGUGCUAUAUACAUGCUUUGAUCACCAAAAUUGUUUUGUUUCCCUAAAUUCUGGUAAAGGAAGAUUAUGAGGAGCAGUGUUAUUCAGAUGUAAUAAAUUGAAUUGGACCCUAA